This is a messenger RNA of Protopolystoma xenopodis, 582 nucleotides long. The record is from the annotation of a GenBank genome assembly. NCBI's taxonomy places the organism in Eukaryota, Metazoa, Platyhelminthes, Monogenea, Polystomatidea, Polystomatidae.
CGUCUUUCCAGCGUCGACUAUGCAGAAUCCGAUCUGCCUCCUGCGCCUGCCUGCGCGCCCGGUCCUGUCGGCUGGCUCUUGACUGCCUGUCUUCGUCGAGAUCCAGCCGCAAGGCCUCCCGCCAGUUUGGUGGCCGAUGUGCUACAUGUUUGGUGUCUUCUGCGCCAUCUACACCGGCGACACCGUCGGCAGCAUCAGAAUAGGCAGGGAUCGCAUGCUUCUGCUUCUAUUCCUUCUUAUUCACACAAGAAUAGACAUGAAGUGGGCAGUUUCUCUUGCAAUUCUGGUCAAUCAGGACAGAAAUCGGACAUUUUGCUCUCGGACGAAAGUUCUAUUCCAUGCAGAGUCGGCGUGGAUGCUGUUAGUCCUUGGCUCGGUUCUGAAGCCUCAACUACCGACAUCCCGCUUGCGUCUCCAAGGCGCUCUCGACAGGAGCAGCAAAGGGUUCGGCCACUGUCCGGGUAUGAAGAAUACUCGGGUCCACUCCUCGACAGUCUCCCGCAGGAUGAUCUGCUUACGGUGAAUACAUGCCAGUUGGUGAUGAAUACGCUUUUGUCCAUUUUCGAAUACAGUUUUGUGUGA